Messenger RNA from Triticum turgidum subsp. durum (durum wheat), 1128 nucleotides. Lineage: Eukaryota; Viridiplantae; Streptophyta; Magnoliopsida; Poales; Poaceae. The record is from the annotation of a GenBank genome assembly.
AUGGACGGCGUGUACCAAGCGCUGGUCGUGACCGUGGCUGCCUCCGUAGGCAUCUCCUUCCCCUGCCUCCUCGUCGCCUUCCUCUGCCGCCACCGCAAGAACCGCCUCCUCGAGCCGGACCACCGCUGCCCGUCGUCGUCGUCCCUCCCAGUCUCCGCCCCGAUCGGGAUAUCGUCGGAGCUCUCCUCGUCGUGGUCUCUGUACGGAUCGGCCGUCGACUCCUCGCUCAAGAAGCUCUCGCUGGACGACCUCGCUAGGGCCACCGGCGAAUUCUCCCCGGACAACAUCAUCGGCGACGGCAGCUUCGGGUUCGUGUACCGCGCCGUGCUCCCGGACGGCGGGCCCGCGGUGGCCGUGAAGCGCCUCUCCGCGGACCACGCCGCCGGCGCCGGCAACCGCGAGUUCCGCGCCGAGCUGGAGGUGCUCGGCAGCCUCAGCCACCGCAACCUCGCGCGCCUGCUCGGCUACUGCGCCGCCGGGCGCGACCGCCUCCUCGUCUACGAGCUCCUCGAGCGAGGCAGCCUCGACGCCUGGCUGCACGGCGACGCCGCCUCGGCCGGUGGCCUGCUCCCGUGGCCCGCGCGCCUCCGCGUCACCCGCGGCGCAGCGGCCGCGCUCGCCUUCCUGCACCACGACCGCCACCCGCCCGUGCUCCACCGCGACGUCAAGUCCAGCAACGUGCUACUCGACGAGGGGUUCGAGGCCAAGCUCGCCGAUUUCGGCCAUGCGAGGGUCGUCACCGGCGGCCCUGCCGCGUCGCAGCUCAGCACGCAGGCCGCCGGCACAGCGGGGUACAUGGCACCAGAGAUACGUGAAGGCGUGGGAGCAAGCGUGAAAGCAGAUGUGUACAGUUUUGGCAUGCUAAUGAUGGAGACAGUGACCGGUCGACGACCAAGCUGGCCAAUGAAGAACAUUAGAGGUAAGGAAGUAGAACUAUUGAAAUGGGCAAGGGAAAAGGUUGAGGCCGGCAUAUCCUCGGAGAUUGCGGAUCAUCGAAUGGGUUUAGAAGGGGAAAAGGAAACAAAGGAGGUGAAAGCUUUCUUGGACAUCGCACAAAGUUGCACAGAGGAGUCUCCUAAGUAUCGACCGACAAUGAAAGAGGUGGUAGAGAGGCUCAAUAGGCUGUGA